AUGAGCUACCAACCGGAAGGCCCUUCGGCAGGAGUUGACAUAGAUGAUAUUGAUACCAGCGCACUUGGCCCGCCACGCCCACGAAGACAUGAUGACGAAGACGAAGGCUCUGAUACCUUCGAAGAUGACGACAUGGAAAGCACCGUCGGCGGGCCCACCAACGAGAAUCAGAAGUCCCAAGGGAACGGGGAUGAAGAAAUAGAGCUGCCAGCUCAUGCAUGCGCAUACUGCGGCAUUCAUAAUCCGAGCAGCGUCGUCAAAUGCCUUUCGUGCAACAAGUGGUUCUGCAGUGCACGUGGCAAUACCUCCUCUUCCCAUAUCGUCAAUCACCUUGUCCGAGCUCGUCACAAAGAAGUCCAGUUGCACCCGGCUUCUUCCUUGGGCGAUACUAUCUUGGAAUGUUACAAUUGCGGCACCAAAAAUGUCUUUUUACUAGGCUUUAUUCCUGCGAAGUCUGAUACUGUCGUUGUCUUGCUCUGUCGUCAGCCAUGUGCUUCCAUGCCCUCGUCCAAGGAUAUGAACUGGGACACUUCGCGCUGGCAGCCUCUCAUUGAGGAUCGUUCCUUCCUUCCCUGGCUCGUGGGAGCUCCUACCGACCAAGAACAACUUCGGGCUCGUCACCUUAGCCCCCAAUUGAUUGCAAAGUUGGAGGAGAUGUGGAAGGAGAACUCACAGGCUACAUUGGAAGACCUAGAGAAAGCCACAGCGGUGGAUGAUGAGCCUGCGCCUGUUCUACUUCGAUACGACGAUGCGUUCCAAUACCAGAAUAUCUUCGGACCACUUGUCAAGAUCGAGGCGGAUUAUGACCGCAAGCUGAAAGAGUCCCAGUCGCAAGAUGGACUCGUUGUGCGCUGGGAUCUUGGUCUCAACAACAAGCAUCUCGCGAGCUUUGUGCUGCCCAAGCUCGAGUUGGGAGAUGUCAAAUUGGCCGUAGGCGAUGAGAUGCGCCUCAAAUACAAUGGCGAAUUACGGCCCAAGUGGGAGGGCGUGGGAUAUGUCAUCAAGAUCCCGAACAAUCAAUCCGACGAAGUCACUAUCGAAUUGCGCGCCAAGGGCGAUCAUAAGUCGGUACCUACCGAAUGUACACACAAUUUUAUGGCCGACUACGUUUGGAAGUCGACUUCAUUCGACCGUAUGCAGUGUGCCAUGAAAACUUUUGCCGUCGAUGAAAUGAGUGUUUCCGGCUACAUCUUCCAUCGCCUUCUUGGCCAUGAAGUCGCAGCAGCACCGAUGAAGACCCAGAUCCCAAAGAAAUUCAGUGUUCCUGGUCUGCCAGACCUGAAUGGAAGCCAGAUCAACGCGGUGAAAAGUGUUCUCCAGCGGCCUCUUAGUCUGAUCCAAGGUCCUCCUGGAACCGGCAAGACCGUUACUUCUGCCACUAUCAUUUAUCAUCUCGCCAAGAUCAAUGGUGGCCAGGUUCUUGUCUGUGCCCCAUCCAACGUUGCUGUUGACCAGCUCUGUGAGCGUAUCCAUCUUACAGGUCUCAAGACCGUGCGAGUUACUGCCAAAUCUCGCGAGGAUGCGGAAUCUGCUGUCGGGUUCCUUUCGCUGCACGAGCAGGUUCGUAUGAACGAUAGCAACAUUGAGUUAGCCAAACUCAACCAGCUUAAGGCUGAGCUUGGGGAAUUGUCCAGUCAAGAUGAAAAACGCCUGAAGCAACUUACUCGAUCUGCUGAGCGUGAGAUUUUGCAGAAUGCAGACGUGAUUUGCUGCACUUGCGUUGGUGCAGGUGAUCCCCGUCUUUCCAAGGGCAAAUUCCGCACUGUUCUCAUUGAUGAAUCUACCCAAUCCGCCGAGCCGGAGUGUAUGAUUCCCCUAGUCUUGGGAUGCAAGCAAGUUGUAUUGGUUGGCGAUCACCAACAGCUUGGCCCUGUCAUCAUGAAUAAGAAGGCUGCCAAGGCUGGCCUCAACCAGUCUUUGUUCGAGCGUCUGGUUAUCUUGGGCUGCUCCCCUAUCCGCUUGAAUGUCCAGUAUCGUAUGCACCCGUGCCUUUCGGAAUUCCCAUCCAACAUGUUCUACGAGGGCUCGCUGCAGAACGGUAUCACCAUUGCCGAUCGUGUUCGCCGUGAUGUUGACUUCCCCUGGCCUAUCAUUGAUGAUCCCAUGAUGUUUUGGUCAAACCUGGGCAAUGAAGAAAUAUCCGCCUCAGGUACCUCCUACCUGAACCGAACCGAAGCCACUAACGUGGAGAAAAUCGUCACACGCUUCUUUAAGGCGGGUGUUCAGCCUAGGGACAUUGGUAUCAUCACUCCGUACGAGGGACAGCGGAGCUACAUCGUCAGCUCCAUGCAAGCAAACGGCACCUUCAAGAAGGAACACUACAAGGAAAUUGAGGUUGCGUCGGUCGAUGCCUUCCAAGGCCGAGAGAAGGAUUACAUCAUCCUCUCUUGUGUUCGUUCUAACGACCAUCAGGGCAUUGGUUUCUUGAGCGAUCCACGCCGUCUUAACGUGGCCCUUACUCGUGCCCGAUUCGGUCUGGUCAUUCUUGGAAACCCCAAGGUUUUGUCUAAGCACCCGUUGUGGAAUUCCCUUCUUCAGCACUUUAAAGAGCGCCACUGUCUCGUUGAGGGCCCGCUGUCCAACCUUCAGGAGUCUUUGAUCCAGUUCAGCCGUCCUAAGCAAGCUUACAGAGGCCCCCAACGCUUCCAGAUGUCUUUCAGUCAGGCAUCCAACGCCACAAACAGCGCAGUAAAUGGCCGUAAUGGUCAUCGCAAUGAGUAUCAUGACUCUGGCUCCGUGGUGGGCUAUAUCCCCGAUGACGUAUCUUCGGUUCACAGCUCGGCUCUCGGCGGUGUUGGCCUUCCAUCUGGCUAUCCCCCCAUGUUCCAAAACUUCGGCGAGGGCUGGCCUCCGAUUUCUGGCGGCGGUCGCCGAGCUAACGGUGGCCGGCCCAAAGGAGCCCCCAGUGUGGCUGGCGAAUCAGUCGCUGCUACCGAGUCGGACGUCACCAGCAGCAUCGCUGACGGACGGAGCGUUGACCAAGGUGGUGUUAGCCUCACUGGCUUGAGUAUCAAUGACAUGAACAAGCAGCCCAGUCUCAGCCAAUCAGACCGGCUGAAGCGGUACGUCGAGUCUGGCGGACGCGAGCCUUACAGAGCUGGAGUCCCUGACAACGGCAGUAUCUUCGGGGGCAGCUCUGCCAGCAUCCGUGUGACUCGUGGCGCGCCAGGCCAGCACCCGCACGACGACGAUGACGCCCGCAGCGUCUCCACAGCCUUCGCUAGCCAAGUCGGUGGCAACUACGACUGA
Messenger RNA from Penicillium bovifimosum, 3249 nucleotides. RefSeq names its product putative regulator of nonsense transcripts. Gene Ontology annotation, molecular function: RNA binding; zinc ion binding; RNA helicase activity. Bases 1 to 3249 code for a protein of 1082 amino acids. NCBI's taxonomy places the organism in Eukaryota, Fungi, Ascomycota, Eurotiomycetes, Eurotiales, Aspergillaceae. The transcript has 2 exons. The record is from RefSeq and is a predicted model, not a curated record. Gene Ontology annotation, biological process: nuclear-transcribed mRNA catabolic process, nonsense-mediated decay. Gene Ontology annotation, cellular component: cytoplasm.